This is a messenger RNA of Bolinopsis microptera, 2395 nucleotides long. Its product is annotated as lamin-L(I)-like. Gene Ontology annotation, biological process: nuclear envelope organization; protein localization to nuclear envelope; heterochromatin formation. Gene Ontology annotation, cellular component: nuclear lamina; nuclear envelope. Gene Ontology annotation, molecular function: structural constituent of cytoskeleton. The record is from RefSeq and is a predicted model, not a curated record. The transcript is spliced from 15 exons. Bases 17 to 1948 code for a protein of 643 amino acids. NCBI's taxonomy places the organism in Eukaryota, Metazoa, Ctenophora, Tentaculata, Lobata, Bolinopsidae.
AUUUUAGGUAGGAGAUAUGAUCUCCACAAAGUAUGAGAAGUAUGGGAAUAGUAGUCUCUUCCCUGAUCUCAAUCUCAAGAUGACGAGACUGGAUGAGAAACAUGCCUUGCAGCACAUACACGACAGGUUCAGUAAUUACACCAGUCGUGUAAAUCAGCUAACUGAUACAAAUCAAAAACUGGAAUCACUCCUAGUAAACUCAAAGUUAACAGAAGAAGAGCUGAAGACUAUAAAGGAGAUGUACGAAGCUGAGUUGAAAGAAUCGAGACAUCUUCUGGAGAAUAACGGGUCUGAACUUGCCAAGAAACACGAUCUUCAACUUAAAACUGCAGCCAUGGUUCGAGAUCUUAGUUCUAGGCUAGACGACGAGCAAGCUGUGAGAAAGAAAUCCGAUGAGAAUCUGUUGUGUACAGAACAGGCACUAGCUCAUAAGGAGAAACUGCUGCUAGCUGCGUUCAGGGAGCACGACGAGGACAGACGAACAAUUGCGCAAGCUAUGAGAGAGAAAGACGAGAUAAGAUCAACUCUAGCUGCGUCUAAAAAGGGUCACGAGCGAGAAACAGUGUUGAGAGUUGAAGCUGAGAAUUGUGUAAAUGCCACCAGGCAGGAACUUGCUUUCGUCAAGGAAGUUCACAAUGCUGAAAUACAAUCACUGAAGGACAAAAUAAGCGACCUAGAGAUAAUAAACACAAAUCUGGAACGGGACCUACGACAAGAGUUUGAGCAUCGUCUACAAAGUGACCUCUCAGAAGCUAGAGCUCGUCUGGAUAAACUUGCUGCUGCUCAGAAGAAUGAAUAUGAGAGCAAAAUGAGGCAGAAACUGAAACAAGCUCAGACGCAACAAGAGCAAGAUGGAAUCAGACAGAACACCCUGAAUGAUGCUAACGGACAGCUGAGAAUACAGAACGACGCACUAAAAGCUCAGGUAAACAAUCUGAUCGGAAAGAAUAAUGCGCUGGAAGACACCCUACGCAACACGACCCACUCGCUGGAGCACGAGCGCUCGCACAAUGCGCUUACUCUCACACAGUCACUCGGCGAACUUAAAGAACUCAAGGACAAGUUCCAUAUCAAGUGUCUGGAAUGUGAAGAACUACAAGAUGCUCGUAUCCCCCUCCAAGAAGAGAUCAGCAAUCUAAAAGAGAACCUGGAUCAAAACGAGAGUUUGUUGAAGUACCGGACGGAGGUACAGACAGUAGGUCGCCACAGACCCGUCACCGCCUCCCAACUCUCAGGUCAGAAGAUAAGCAGCUCGUCCCAGCGCUUUGUCAAUGAUGAUGUCAAGCGUGCGCCAUCUGCUGCGUCUGUUGCGUCAGCGCCAGCUCGGACGAAGGAGGUGGAGACUGUUACUGAUGUUUCUCGGUCUCCUAAACGUGGACAGAACCUGGCUACUCACUCAGAUUCUACCAGUUUUUCAACAGGUAGUGUGAAGAUAUGGGAUGUCCAUGAUAGAGGAGACUACGUUAGACUCGUUAACACUUCCAACCACGAUGAGUAUCUGGGAGGAUGUGUGAUACAACAGACGGUCAGUGACAGUGCUUUCUGCAGCUACAAGUUCCCUCACAACUUCGUGCUCCGGGGCGGAGCUAUGUGCACUAUUUGGUCGAAUCAGAGCCAAGCUCUACACAACCCUCCCUCUGACUUGCUAUGGAAGGAUCAGGAAGCCUGGGCUAUUGGACCUGAUGUUAACACAGUGCUGUACAAGCCUAAUGGACAGGCUUCUACUGGCCUUAACAACACCACUGCUAUUACUAGACGACCUAAAUCUACUCAUGGAAGAGUGAGCCCACCGGGAGUGACACGUGACCAGGGGCCAUCACGUGACAGGGUUAUUAAGACUACACUAGAUGAGAGGAGUAUGGGUUUCAGUAUGCCUCCAGCCGCCAGCUCCCCUAACAUUCUCUCUUACAAACAAAACAGAAACCGAGCGAACCAAAAAAAGGGGUGAAAUGCGAAUAGUAGUAGACGAUUUUCUGGCAGCAAGUGACCGAUGGGCGAGGAACAACGCGACUUUUCACGACUAUCCCAGGCCAAAAAGUGCCUUUUGAAACUGCUUUAAAUUAUUGAUAUAAGUUAUUAUCGUUGAGGUAUAUCGGUAAUUUUUAACACGUGGCAACAGCAAUUAUUUUGAGAAAAAAUAUCACUCUACAGUUUACAGACUUUAAAUUUCUAAUGAUAACCAACAUGCACAUAGUCAAAAAAGUUUAUAUCUUAAUAAUUAUUAUCUAGCACAGAUUUUUCAAGGCUAGAUAUAAGAAUUAUUUUUGAUGGUAAGUGGAAACAGUAUGUUAUUUUAAAAGAAUUAGGUAGUUGGCAAAGUUUUAAAUUUAGUUUCGAAUGUAGUUUAUUAAGCUAUUGUAAAUAUACAGUUAUGAUUAUUAUUAUUGUACAGAUA